UACGAUGUGUACGUGCGUAGAUGUAGAUCAAUGCAUAAACAUAACCUACAGGUAUGGAUAACAAUGUUAUCUUGUUGAAGCUACAUUUAGAUAAAGUGUCAACUCUAAUUGUCAGGUGUAAGUCAAGGACUUGGUAUCUUGUUAAGGAUCUUGUGCGAGCGAUAACACACUGCAUUAAUUGGUAUAUUGUUGAAAACCGUAAACAAACACUUGAAAUAUUCAAUCAAAUUAUCAACACAUGUCCAUACGAUCAGGCACAAGAUUCCUUAAAAAUGAUGUAUUUCUCUGUAAGAUGGAGAGUGAUUUAUCUCACAAGAUGAAAACACUGCAAUCAUUGCAUUUAUUAACGUUACGGCGUCUCGAUGGAGAGAUUUUUCGCUAGAAAACAUAUUGAGAUGAUGGACGUGGACGAGUCUGUAAAUCCAAAAGAAUUAAAAGCAACACUUGAAACAUACAAAAAAUUGGCUAAUGAUGUUUCAAAUCAUGACACAAUUUUAAAGGACAAAACAGUUCUUUCGUACGUAGCAUUUGUCCUUGAAGCAUCAGAUUUUGAGAUUAUUGAUUUGGGUUUAGACAUUUUAGAAUUGUUUGUUAAAAAUGUAGACAACUAUGCGCACAUAACCUCUACUUUUGGAGUUCGUGAAGCAUUGGAUGCCAUUAUAGACAAGUAUAACAUUGAUGAACCAAAGAUAGCUAAACGAGCUCAGUCUAUUAAAGAUGAUAUAGAAAGAAUGAAACCACCAAUAUACAAUCUGCGUAGUCGAUGUAGAAGAGUUAUCGAACCAAAGAAAUUAAAAACCCAUGUUGUUGUGUUACAUGUUCAAGGCUUGUUACCAGAAACUCGUUCAGAGUUGGAAUCAAUAUUAAUAAGAAUUGAUGGAUUGGUUUCCCUUGUAGUUGAUGUAGAACAUCAGCGUGUUACAAUGCGUACUUUAAGCUAUGUCACAGCAAAACAGAUUGCAGAAGCUAUUCGAAAUAAUACAGACAAUAUGGAAGCUAGAUUAGUGGCAAGAAACAAGCUUAAUCAAGAGUAUCUUGUUACAUUGAUUCAUACAAAUGGAGACAAUGGUGAUGCAGACGAAGAUAUGCCAGAUUACUUACCCGAGGAAGAAGAACAAGAAGAAGAGAAAGAAGGUGUUGUAUCUCUGUUUACUGGAUUAAGGCAAAGUGCAUCAUCAUUGUAUAAAAGUACCACCGAAUUUUUUCAAAACUCAUUCUAUUGGUGAAUUCAGAUAUAAUAAUAUUAAGUAUAAUUUUUUACAACUCUUUAAAUCAGUUAUUGUAAAUCAACUUUAUUGUUUAUAACACAAACAUUGUGUACUGCUUCUAUUAUUACGAAUAAUAGAACUAGUCAGUUUAGCUGCCACUGCACAAGAAGGAACAAUUUAUGCAACUACUCGCAUAAAUAUAAUCGAUACAAUAUGUAUGAUUCUAUAGAAAGUACAUCUCUGUAUGUCUUACUAAUUAUUUCGUCCAAAUGAGCACAUCAAAAUGUUAUAUUGAAUCUUAUUUACUAUUUCCUUAAGUUUAUGUUGUAUUGUCUAUAUUUACAAUGUAAAGUAAUUGUCAUUAAGGCAAUUUGAGUUUCAAAGCAGGUACAAUAGAUGGAUGCAGAACAGUAUUUCGGACAAUUGAGUUGACAAAAUAUCGUCUAGUUAUGCAUACGUAACUGCAAUACUUAAUGGUUAUUAAUUUGAAAGAAUGAGUAUGACUUUUGCGUACAGUCCAAUACUAUUGUUGAGUUUCAGUUUGAAACUCAGACAACCUGUACUUCUUUUACUAUGUUUAUGAUACAACUUAUACUAUAAUUCUAUUGUAAACAUAGUCAAUGAAUUAGAUUUCUUCUCAUUUGUUAAUUGAGAAAUGAAAUAAAAUACAUUACAUGCAGUAUUUUACGUAAAUCGUUAGUAAGAUUAUUGUUAAAAAUGUAAUUUUAGCGCAUCAAAAAUAUUUUUACGACAUUGUUCUAGUAA
Molecule: messenger RNA, 1973 nt
Organism: Megalopta genalis
Lineage: Eukaryota; Metazoa; Arthropoda; Insecta; Hymenoptera; Halictidae
Product: armadillo repeat-containing protein 1
Source: RefSeq, a predicted model, not a curated record